AUGUGUAAACACAUUCUAAACGCCCAGGUUUCCAUUCGAUCUCCGUGCUGCCGGAAAUGGUUCGAUUGCGCCGAAUGUCACCAGGAGCAGGAAACUCAUCCGUUGAUUCAAUCAUUUGAUAUGACAUUUGCCUGCAAGAAAUGCAAAAAAUGUUUCCGCAAAGACACAUCCGAAUUCGAGGAAAGCGACGAAUAUUGCCCGCACUGUGACAACCAUUUCGUUAUAGAUGCAAAGACCCCUCAAGCUUCGCUACAAGUGGAGGGUGACGAUGUCCGUAUGGACGCGAGAAUGCUCAAAGACGACCGUGUUCGAGGUGAUGCGGAACGAUCUAUAUUCAACAUUAAAGAUGCGGCAGACAGAUUGGGAUAA
This is a messenger RNA of Talaromyces marneffei, 369 nucleotides long. RefSeq lists its product as uncharacterized. NCBI's taxonomy places the organism in Eukaryota, Fungi, Ascomycota, Eurotiomycetes, Eurotiales, Trichocomaceae. The transcript has 6 exons. Gene Ontology annotation, molecular function: zinc ion binding. Gene Ontology annotation, biological process: protein import into mitochondrial intermembrane space. The coding region runs from base 1 to 369 and encodes 122 amino acids. Gene Ontology annotation, cellular component: mitochondrial intermembrane space. The record is from RefSeq and is a predicted model, not a curated record.